AUGCCGACCGGCUCGAGCUUCACCUCCAACCCCGCGAGCGAAUUCAGUCACAAUACCUCUCUAGGGGCGUCAUGGGCGUCACAGCUUGACGAUUCUACAAUGGCUACCUCAGGGACAGCCACUCCUGCGCCCAGCGCGCAGGCCCCGGUCGACAAUAUCACUCCGGGGCAGCGAAUGGUGUCUGCGACCGCCGGCAAUAUCUUGACCGGAUUACUAGUCACGCCUCUGGACGUCGUGCGAGUCCGUCUACAAUCCCAAUCUCAAAUCCAAAAUACCUCACCCUUCACCUCUCACACCACACAAACAUUGAGAAACCUCCCUCCAAAUCUUGGCAUCACCUCCUGCUGUCGCGAGGUCUUCUGGGUCGGCAACGAUGCGCAGAUGUGCAUGCUAGGACCCCAGGCCGCGGCAGUGGGAAGUCGCCCACACCCAGCAAUCGAUUGUGCGAUCGAAGAAUCCCAGCGAAGAACAUUUACCUCGACCCUCGACGGGCUCCGAAAGAUCGCGCGCAAUGAAGGAACAUUGACACUGUGGCGAGGGCUUAGCCCGACCUUAAUGAUGGGAAUCCCGGCCAACAUCAUCUAUUUCGCCGGAUACGACUGGCUGCGCACAGACGACCGGAGCCUCAUCAAGCAGCGCGUUGCCCCGGCGUAUGCGCCGUUGAUCGCAGGGUCCGUCGCCCGGGUCGCAGCCGCUGCGGCAACUAGUCCAUUGGAAAUGUUCCGUACUAGGCUCCAGGCAACCCCGGGCACGGGAGCGGGCCAUUUUAAGAACACCAUCAAAGACCUCCACCGGAUGACUCAAUCCAAGGGUUACAGUUCGCUUUGGCGCGGGUUUACUCUGACGAUGUGGCGCGACGUGCCUUUCUCCGGUCUCUAUUGGUGGGGAUACGAGGAAGUCAAGAAGGUGCUGAUUGCGACGCGCCCACGGGCGCACCACCUGAGCGAAGAUACCACCGGGCAGGCUUUCGUGGAUAGUUUCGUUGCUGGAGCCGUGUCCGGGUCUGUCGCAGCACUUGUCACCACUCCAUUUGACGUGGGAAAGACGCGUCAACAGGUUUUCCGACAUAUGGAUGACCAUGUUCCCACUGGCCCUCCUCCCCGCACGUCUCUCCCCCCGGGCAUUUUAGCGCCGGAGCAGCUCUCCUUGCCAAAGUUCCUCAUGCAUAUCUUCCGGGAAGAAGGCACAGCCGGUCUCUUCCGUGGCUGGACGGCUCGCUGUCUCAAGGUUGCCCCGGCCUGUGCGAUCAUGAUCUCCACCUACGAACUAGGCAAACGUAUGGCCCGAGAAGUCAACGAACGGCGACACUCUGACGAUUAA
Penicillium olsonii is the source of this 1320-nucleotide messenger RNA. The record is from the annotation of a GenBank genome assembly. Lineage: Eukaryota; Fungi; Ascomycota; Eurotiomycetes; Eurotiales; Aspergillaceae.